Molecule: messenger RNA, 801 nt
Organism: Durotheca rogersii
Lineage: Eukaryota; Fungi; Ascomycota; Sordariomycetes; Xylariales; Xylariaceae
Exons: 1
Coding region: 208-768 (186 amino acids)
Source: RefSeq, a predicted model, not a curated record
GGUGUAUAUAUAUAUAUAAGGCGUCGACGAGCAUCCUAAAGUCGCAACCCACACACACUAGCCCAUACGUUUGCCCAUAUCGUGGUCGACUGGUUCCAAAACGAUUCGCUCGCCCGAUUCAAAUAGGGAGCUAGCUGCCUCAAAUCAAGGGUGCGGUCCUCGCCUGCUCAGCGAUCUAGCUAUCUAUUUAUCAAGCCUCUUCCCACCAUGCGCCUUCGCCGGCUCUUCUCAACCCUGCUCGUACCUGGGGUAGCUCUCGGGCACCCAACCAGCUCCGCCGGGCCUCGGGACCCCUCCGGGGUCUCGGUCUCGGCCUCGUCGUCGUCGCAGACGUGCCGUCUCUACCGCUUCGCCGAGACGCCCAUCAACCCCCCGGCGUGCUGGGUGUGGUACGCGCCGACGGGACAGCCCGCCGACUACUGCGGCCCUAGCACCUUCUCCCCCGUCGCCUCUUCCGCCGCUUCCGCCUCGUGGCUGGACUCUUGCGUCUCCCUACGUACUGCCGAGCUCGCCGCGCCGCGCGACUUCUUCCUCGCCCAGUACGCGACCGAUAGCUUCAACACCCUCAUCGUCUCCGGAGGCUGCGCGCUUCAGGUCCGGCCCGCUCUACCACCCUCGAGUGACCAGGUCUACGUCGGUGGCACCGACGUUACCGACGUGCUCAAGUCCGCCAUCGCCGCGAGCCGGGCCGCGGGGGACCGGAACGGCAUCGAAGGCUCCAUGACAUGCUCGCCUGGCCUAGUGAACUGGAGGAUGGUGCCUAUUUAGUCGGAGAGGGUCAACCGAAGAAAAGGGGGGGGG